Elgaria multicarinata webbii is the source of this 6521-nucleotide messenger RNA. It is a transcript of the gene NHERF2, whose product is annotated as NHERF family PDZ scaffold protein 2. The transcript is spliced from 7 exons. The coding region runs from base 18 to 1121 and encodes 367 amino acids. Gene Ontology annotation, biological process: protein localization to plasma membrane. Gene Ontology annotation, molecular function: protein-membrane adaptor activity; signaling receptor binding. Gene Ontology annotation, cellular component: apical plasma membrane. NCBI's taxonomy places the organism in Eukaryota, Metazoa, Chordata, Lepidosauria, Squamata, Anguidae. The record is from RefSeq and is a predicted model, not a curated record.
UCGCUCGCUCGCUCGCCAUGGCCAAGGAGCAGGAGGCGGCGGGCGCCGCGGGGCCCCCCCGCCGCCGCCAGCCGCGCCUGUGCCACAUGCUGAAGGGGCCCGACGGCUACGGCUUCCACCUGCACGGCGAGAAGGGCAAGAGCGGCCAGUUCAUCCGCAAAGUGGAGCCCGACUCGCCGGCCGAGCAGGCAGCGCUGCGCGCCGGCGACCGCGUCGUCGAAGUCAACGGCGUCAACGUCGAGAAGGAGACGCACCACCAGGUUGUGCAGCGUAUCAAAGCUGUCGAAACCGAGACCAGUUUGCUGGUGGUGGACAAAGAGACCGAUGAAUAUCUCCGGAGCCUCCAGCUGACCUGCACCAAGGAGAUGGUGAGCACCGGUAUCGUGGCGAACUCCGAAGUGUCGCCGGUCAAAUCGCCCAGAAGCGACAAUGGGGAUAUCUGGAAACCCCAGGCGGAGCUCAGCACCAGGAACCUAAAGCGGCACAAGCACAGCACGAGUUCAGAGAGCGGGAAGAAGGAUUUGAAUGGCCAGGCUAAGGAGCUGCUGUGCCCACGACUUUGUCAUCUCAAGAAAGGCCUCACGGGCUAUGGAUUCAACCUCCACAGCGAGAAGUCCAGGCCUGGGCAGUUCAUCCGGUCAGUAGACCCGGAUUCACCGGCGUCCAAGGCAGGACUCCGACCACAGGACAAACUCGUUGAGGUCAACGGGAUCAAUGUGGAAAGCAUGAAGCACUCCGAGGUUGUAUCACACAUUAAGUCCAAGGAGAACGAAGCCAAGCUGCUGGUAGUGGAUCCCGAAACAGACGAAUACUUCAAGAAGCUGGGCGUUACCCCUGCAGAGGAGCACAUCCGAGGUGGAGUUCCUCAGCCUGUGACCAAUGGUUCAGCACAAACGCAGCUGAAUGGAGGAUCCAUGUCUUCGACCCACAGCGAUUGCCAAAGUCCUGAGAAGGAGUCAGAGGUGGGAGAGCCUGAGAAAAAGGAUCCGUUUGAAGAAAGCGGCUUGAACCUGAGUCCAACCGCAGCGGAAGCCAAAGAGAAAGUCCGGGCCAAGCGCGUGAACAAGCGGGCCCCGCAGAUGGACUGGAACAAGAAACGGGAGAUUUUCAGCAACUUCUGAGCCAGUCAAGUAGCUCCUCUUCCUUUUCAGCUCCUCCUGCAACAAGACAUUUGCAAUGUGCACGAAUCGUGCCCCCACCCCCUGCGUGGGCAUAGCUCCAAGACACUCCACGCUCUGCUUUUCUUCCAUAGUUUUGCGUUGCUUUGUACAAGGCAGAUUUUCAAGCUCUUCUCAUUGUACAAACGUAGUAAAAGAGAAAAGAGAGACACUGAAUCUGCAGAACUCAAAUGUCAUAAAAAGGUAGCUGAAGCUCUGACACUAGCGAGUAGGAAAGGUAAAGCAGACACAAAAAAAUCCCUGUAUUUUGUUUUAAUUUUGGAUCACUUAACCCGUAAUAUUUAGAAUAUAUUAUUUAUAGGACCAUUUUUAUAUAAUUGUUUGAGUUUCUUCUCCUCUCCCUUUUUCUGUUAGCUAUUUUAAACAUUUUAACUCCAGAAACAGAGCACAUUUUCUCUCCGCUGAAUUGAAUGCUAUGGUUUACACCACUAUGGGCUACAGUGUUAACAUCUUCAUAAACGGCUGGCUGACCAUUCCAAGAUUGUAAAGGUUUCUCUGUGGAUUUUCUCUUUUUAAAAGGAGUGCGGGAGAAGAACUUCAUCUGUUUAUAGUUAGUGCUUGAAACACCCUCCUUUUAGCCCAAGUGCAUAACAAGUCCUUUUCUUUGCAAAACUUUUUUUCCAUGCCUCGUACCUUCUCCUACUCCAGUUUCCCCUUCUAAAAGCAAGCCCCUAAUUUAGGAAACACGAGCUUUCAAUGUUGCAAAAUGCUACCAUUAUGGCUGAAGGGUUGCAGAAGGCAGGCACCCUGGGGGCAGAGGGAGGGGGGAAAUGCCCUCCAUGAAACCUGACACUAAUUCUAAUCUUAAUUUUGGCUGUAACAAGCAGCUGGAAAUAACACUUUGUAGUGUGACUUGGGAGAAGCACAGGAAAAUGACUGUAUCCAGGGAGCAGAAACAUUCCUGGGGCAGCUCUUCUGGGAAACACUUUCAGGCUGGCAAAAAAGCAAGCUGGGAGUGGGGUGUGUGUGUGUGUGGAGGUUCAAGCAGGCAAAAGCUAAGAAAAAGUUAGCAACCAAUUCUGAGCAAAUCAGUCUCAUCUCCAAUUGUACUGCUGUUUCCUCUUCAAGGGCAUUAAAAAACAAUACCAACACUCUAAUUUUGCUGAUAUUUCAGUACAAUUAACCAACUCCUUUUCAACUAGCAGCAUAAAGUAGGUACAGUUUUCUGCUGUACAAAGGAUGGACGUUAAUGGGCGGCAGUCUGAUGUAUGGCUAACCUUUCCAUGGGCAGUCUCUGGGGAGAUAGUUGGCAGGGCACUCCCUAAAGCCAAAGCCAAAUCUCAUCCUUAAGCAUGACGUGCGAAUUUGUGUUUAACCAGCUCUUAAUCCUCUCUAGCGCUUGUACUACUCUUUCGGAGAAACGCAUUUCCUCCUUCAGUGGGGGGAAUAUGCGUGCCUAUUCCUGAAUGUUCAAAGUGGUCAUUAUCAGUGUAGGCACUGCUACAUUUUUUUUGUACCAUCAUGUAUCUCAAUAAAUAAAAUAAAAUAAUAUAAAAUAAACAAAACGUAUUGACCAUAGAAGGGACAAUGAAAGCAGAGGUAGCUCUACCAUGAGGCAAGGUUAGCCACCCAGCAGGUAAUCUUGUAAUCUUGAAGGCAUUAAGAAUACAAGCGUGAGAGACGGAUUUGUCCCAUGGGGGCACAGCCCACAGGGAAGUUCCUUUGUGCAAGCCUCAUGGGAAAUUCAUGCAAGGGAGUGUACCAUUUGCAUUUUCUGCUAUAGGCACUAAAAUGUUUUGAACUCAGGCCUGAGAGAAAGCCGGAGACUCUGGGAUAUCCCUCCUACGUAAUCACUGAAUUUGGUCCUUGUCUGUGGGGAUCGUAGUCCUUACGGAAAGUAUGUGUGGACAGUAUAAAGUAUGUGGAUGUGCACUCCCAGGUAACCUCUGUGGGAGUACCUUGUUCAUGUAAACGCCACUGGACACUUAGUGCUACUGUCCACAAGGAGGGGAUUCAUCAUGUGUUUCUUUAGAACAGCAACAUCACACACAGCAGCAUCUAAGAAAAAUCGGCAUCUAAAGUUUUAACUUGAACACAACUUUAUUAACGAUGUCAUAACACUGUUCUCCCUACCCUCUUUAGUAAAACGUAACAACUUUUCACAUUCUUUUUUUGAUAAUUACUUCAACAACAACAAAAAGUAUUAAACAUGAGCUGGAAGGGAUGCAAGUUUUCUUUCUUUAAAAAAUACAAAAAACCAGAGGGUAUGUAAACAAGCAUUUGCCACCCUUUCGGUUAGGGCACAAAUGUACAAUGUAUAUUAGUAUUUUAGAAAAAGAAAAGCUUUGUUUUCACAUGCUCCGAGAUGAACAAGUGCUCUUUGAUAUAAACACACUCUGGGGCUUUGUGUAUAUUUUGUAAAUGGCUGAGCUGAAUAAGGUGCCUUAGAUUAUUCUGUUUCCUUUGGGAGAUGGCUGCAGUUGUGUGUGGCUUCUUUUCAGGAAGAUCUUUUCUGUGUUGACAGAAGGGUUUGAGAAAAAGCCAGGCUAGAGGAUCUAUGCCCAUUAUAGGCAACACUCUGCCUAUAAGCUACAGGGGCAAGAAAACUUUUUGGGCUACAGGCACAUUUAGCAACGUAAGAAACUGUCUUGAGCACUACCACAAAAUGGCUGCCAUGGGAGGCAUGGCUAGUCACAAAGCAGAAGAAACCUGCCCCAAAGAGAGGUGGGGUCUGAGCCCCAACACACUAAAUAACUUCUUUGAACCCACAGUUUUCAGCACCAACAGAAACCUAUUUCAUAGAAGGAAACAUCCUCAUUCUCCCCAAUCUUUCUCUCUAACCCUGUCUCACUACCCAGAGUGUGUCUGUCUGUCUGUCUGCCUCUCUCACACACUACACCCUCCAGCCAUCUAUCCUUCCCCCACACACAAGUACCUGCCAUUCAUCUAUGUGCACUUAGAUGCACACACAUCCCUUUCUCCAUUUUUUCUCACUGCAAGCACACAAAAACACACCCUUUCAGGAUCGAUCCGAAAUCCCCCCAACGCCUUUUUCUUUCUCUUCUUUUCCCCCUCCCCAUCCAUUCAAACAUACAACUCUCUGCAACCACCCAGGUUGUUCUCAGCUGGGUUCCAUGAACCCCACCCCACCCCACCCUGCUAGCCUUCCUAGCCCCUACACUGCCAUCCCUAGCCACUGCUGCUCUGUUUUAGGGGGGGGGGUCCCCUUCCCAGAUGGAAAUAGGAGGCCCCUUUUUCUUUCCCCCCUUUUUCUCUGUGGCUGGCCACAGUGUAGAUGAAAAUAUCUACUUGCAGCCUCCACCCACCCACCACCACCCACCCCAUCUUAGUUUCCUAAGAAUUUCUCUGAGCCCCACAUGUGGCCCAGAGACACUCAUGGGAAAUUAAGCUGGCAUGGGCCAGAAGACCUCACUUUGCUUUGUAGCAAUCCCAGUAAGACAAUUUGUUAGUGUGUGUGUGUGUGUGUGUUUUAAAAGGGAGAGGGGUAGACCACCUUGGCUGAUGCCAAGAAAAGUGUCCAGGGUGUAGGGACCACACUUGGUCUACACUUAAGAAACUCACCCAAAUUCUGCACCUAAAUUAUUUAAAUCAAACUUCAUAUAUUUACUGAGAACUUGCUAAGUUUGCAAAAUGAAAAGCCAGAAUUCCAUAAAAUCUUGGUUCACAACAGCAGGACCAGCCUCAGGAAUCCACCUGGAGGGAAAAGCUUAAUGUUACAUCUGAAUCUGCUUCCAGGCUUCCCACUUCCAAGCAAACCAGGAACGGUAGUCCAGUUUCAAACCUUGGCUUGAAGGGACAAACCAGGGAUCCCAGUUUGGAUGUAAUGCUAAGCUGUUUUUCUCUCCUGGUGAGAGGCUGGGUAUUGAAACCACUACCACAGAAGGGAGGAGACAAGUGAUAGCAUCCCCCAGUGAUAAGCCAGGAUUCUCCGGAAUUCUGGCAUUUUGUGCGAACGCCCUUCUCUGCUUGGCAAACCGCAGGGAGAAACACAGAGAUCACCAUAGUUCCCACCCGUCCCCUCUGACCCAUGGGAGGUUUGCUCCCUCUGGCUUCUGAGCUUAGUACCAGGCAGUGCCCACCAUUUUUAAAGUUUAUCUCUGCAGUCAUAAUUAGCUAGAAACUUGCUUUUAAAACUAUAAACCUCAUCUUUCAGGUUUUGAUUCCAUCAAUAUUUGGUAUGUUUAUAGGCAAUGCAGGUACAGUCUGCACAUACAAGGUUUUGCUACAAAUCACCAGAGUUGGAAAACGGAAUCGCUGCUUUACUGAUUUAUUUUUUUUAAAAAAAAGCAGGGAUCCUGGUCCACAUGUUAACCGGGGAAAGGUAAGAAAUAGCUCCACUACUUUUUCCUUAGUUCAUUCCCUCUGAUACCCAUUCUGUGCUCCACAUUCUUUGUUUACUACAACAUUCCAAUUUAUUAAAAAACCUGUACCACUGAAAAUGAUUAAACUAUGCAGAAGUAAGCUUAUACAAACAUAUCUAAUCUGCAGAAUUGGAGACUUCGUUGUUGCAGAAGACAUACAUGCUCUGGUCCCACUAAUGCUCAGCCAGUCUCACGUGGCCACAGAACUUCUCCCCACAAUUAGUGGGUCACCUCCAGCUGAUUCCACAGGGACUGGACAAGCAUCAUGGUCCAGAUGCAAAUGCACACGAUGUAUAGAUCUCGUUGUACCGAGACAACCGAUUCUAGGAGGACAUGGGAUGUCUGUGAACGGAAACGUUGCUUUGGAAAGAACAUACUUUUAUUUUUUAAAAAAAUGUAUUUAUAAGAGUGGCCAUAAUUGAAAGUUAGGAAUGUUCUAAGGUGACUUGUUUCUCUGUGAAACUUCAAUACUGGAUUAGAUCUCUUUGAAGGAUUUUUGUUUUAGUUAUUAGAACUGCUUUGCUUAAUAGUUUUUUUGUUUUGAGGUGGCCUGUUUUUUAAGCUACGUUGAAGAAAGCGUGUUAGCCCCAACAGAGUCCCCCCUUUGCCCUCUCAUUUUAUUACACAAGGAGUUUACACAUACAGAAGUCAUCUUCAAAUGCCUUAAGAAGCAUUUCUAAAGCCAGUCUGGAGGCUAUGUCAGGUAAGGGGUAAGAAGAAAGAAUGGGUUUGAUACUAAUGAACUGAAAUUUCAUGUGCAAGUAUGUUUCAACACAGGUUUGUUUUCCUCCCUACCCAAAAGAAUGUUUGUCUCCACAUGUUCAAUGGAUUGAUUCCUGGUGAUUGAAAAGCACGUACUUUCUCUGCCACCAUAUAAGCUCUGUAACACUUACUCUGUUUCUGCACAUCUAACUUAGAAAUUCACUAAAAUGUUAUACAAGAGCUGUUAACUGCAUUGUGUAAAAAUAUAUAUAUAUAUACUAAAAUGUCAAUAAUAAAAAUGGUUUCCCAUGUACAGUGA